GCCAUAUUUUGUUGUUGACAUGUGAAACGUUCUCGUGUUGGCAGAACAUCCACCCAUCAUGUGUCGUGUGGAGGUGACGCUCCGCGUCGAUAGCCGCCUAAUGUCUGCGAGCUAACGCUCUCAAAGCUCUCCAAGCUCCUUCAACACACCGACGGUCACGCGCAGUGUGUGUGUGUGUGUGUGUCAGGGAGAGGCUGCUGCGAGCUAACCUCACCUAACGUUGAUAAGCCGAACUUUAGCCGACACGUUAGCUGCCUCGCUCGACGAGCUAAACAAGUCGAUAAAGGUUGCGCUAAAGUUUAAGUCCUGCAAAUGUCUAACGCCACGGACACGUCCGAGUGGGACGACGACGAGCGGAUGAAUUUUAUGUUCUCGGACUUCAACGAGAACCGAGAUGUCAACACGACGGACUGGGACAGUAAGAUGGACUUCUGGACGGCUCUGGUCGUCAGAGGCUGCAGGCGCCGAGGCGCCGUGUGCGUCAGCCUGCGGGAGCUGAACGAGACCUUCCGGAGGAAGGACAGAUCCCCUCUGGGCUUGGCGACGGUGCUCCAGUCCAUGGCCAGAUGUGGAAAGAUCCAGAGGGAGUCCGAGUUCGCUGCCAAUGUGGACUGCGGCUGGCUGUCCUGGGGGGUCGGCCUGCUGCUGGUCAAACCUCUGAAGUGGACUUUCUCAACUUUUCUGGGAAGCAACGCGGUGCCUUUGGAGGAGUCCUUUGUUGUCAUUGAACUAGUGAAGGAGAAAGCAGCAGAGUUACUCAAGGCGUACCGGAGCAGUGGAUUUGCAUGCCGCUCCAUUGUGUCAUUCCCAGAGCUCUGUACUCUCUCCUCUGGUGGCUGGGCUGACGAGGGCACCCUGUGCAUGGCUCUCCUGCAGCUGCAGAGGGACAAGCAAGUGACGGUUUCAUUGCACGAGGGUGAGAAGAUUGUCAAGUUUUGUCAGACCGGGCAAGAUCAUGUUUCCCCGGUCAGCGACGUGGAUAUGGGAAUCUACCAGCUGCAGCGCAGUGAGAAGCUGCUGGGAGAGCGGGUGGAGAAACUGACCCUCGAGGCUGACAAGUGCAAAGAGGAAGCAAGGACGCUUCUCCGGGAAGGGAAGAAAUCACAGGCACUGAGGUGUUUGAGAGGCUGCAAAAGGGUGGAGAAGAGAACGGACAGCUUGUUCGCCAAACUGGAAUCCAUCAGAGGAAUCCUGGACAGAAUAGCCCACUCGCAGACUGAUAAAAUGGUUAUGCACGCGUAUCAGGCCGGAGUGUCGGCCCUGAGACUUUCUCUGAAGUAUGUGACUGUGGAACGUGCUGAGAGUCUUGUGGAUCAAAUACAGGAGUUAUGUGACACUCAAGAUGAGGUGAACCAAACUCUAUCCAGUGGCGUGACCAGCACAGAUGAAGACAUCGAUGAGUUGGAGGAGGAACUGAAAUCUUUGUUGGAUGAUUCAAAGCCAGAUUCCAUCUCAAGUUAUCCGGAAGUUCCAACAAACGAUCUGCGAAUCCCCGGGGAGCCGAGCCUCCCGGGUUCUGACCUGCUCAGCUCUCUGCCCGCGGUACCUUACAGACACUUGGAUAUCAGCGCUGAGCAGCUGGAGGAGGAAUUAAAUCAGUUAACUCUUACAGAUUCAGGCUUUCAACAGAAGAAAAGGACAUCGCCGGCCAAGAGAUUAGAGCCUGCCCAGUGACCGCAGAGGCAACACGGGGCAAGUCUAAAGUGGCGCAUCAACAUAUCAAAUUGUAUCUCGUAAACAUUUUCUGUGAGCCAGAAUUCAUAGAAGUGAAAUAAAGUACUGAAGAACUACAUUAGCAAUUACGAAAUCAUUAUUGUAAGAGAUAUAGAAUCAAUAUCAUCAUAAAAACAAGGCACUUUUCCUUCAUUAAAGAAAUGUGCAUGCCAAAAAGCUAAACUAUUUUUAAUUUUUUUCUAAAUUAAAAUGCUUUUGAACUUGUACGUUUUAUAUCUGCUCUCCCAUUUAGGAUCUCAACUAAUAUGUGAACAUAUUUACAGUUUAAAUGAUGCUCUUAAACUGCAAGACUAGUAUUGCUUUUAAUUUUUUUUUUGGACAAGCGUGAGAUUAAGUAUAUUUGUUGUUUGUCGUGUGUUUAUUGAUGUCUUUAAAUGUUCUUUAUUGACAGUGCUGUACAGUGCAUUAAGUGGCCUUUUGAACCUUACAUUUAAAAGUAAAGAAUAUUAUGCCAAAUGAUUUCAUCAAUACAUAUGUUUAGUCUUACAGCAACAUAUUUGUGAGGUCCUUAAGUGAGUUUAACCAAAUAUGUUUCUAAAAAUAAAGUAAAUGAUCCAAUAAAUUAAAAAAAACU
Messenger RNA from Pseudoliparis swirei, 2308 nucleotides. It is a transcript of the gene chmp7, whose product is annotated as charged multivesicular body protein 7. Gene Ontology annotation, biological process: vesicle budding from membrane; late endosome to vacuole transport via multivesicular body sorting pathway. The record is from RefSeq and is a predicted model, not a curated record. NCBI's taxonomy places the organism in Eukaryota, Metazoa, Chordata, Actinopteri, Perciformes, Liparidae. The transcript is spliced from 10 exons. The coding region runs from base 313 to 1674 and encodes 453 amino acids. Gene Ontology annotation, cellular component: multivesicular body; cytoplasmic side of plasma membrane; ESCRT III complex.